Messenger RNA from Filobasidium floriforme, 1533 nucleotides. Its product is annotated as acid protease. The coding region runs from base 54 to 1352 and encodes 432 amino acids. The record is from RefSeq and is a predicted model, not a curated record. The transcript is spliced from 3 exons. Gene Ontology annotation, molecular function: aspartic-type endopeptidase activity. NCBI's taxonomy places the organism in Eukaryota, Fungi, Basidiomycota, Tremellomycetes, Filobasidiales, Filobasidiaceae. Gene Ontology annotation, biological process: proteolysis.
CACAACUCACACCUCACAACUCCGAUCUCCAUUCGAACACAAGCACUCCAACCAUGGUCGCUCUCAAGCUCACCGCCCUCUUUGCGAUCCUCUCCACCCUCGCCCUCGCCGCUCCCGUGGCCGAAGACGCCUCGGCUGAGGGCACCGUCAUCCCCCUGACCAAACGAUCCCCUCACAAGCCCGACACCCUCUACACCCGGGAUGGGAUCCCCAAAGCCGACCUCGCCUGGCUCAAAGCUCAAGAAGGCCACCUCGCUCAAAAGAUGCACGUCGGUGCUACUCAGUUCGAAGCCAACACCGGCAAAAAGUUGGCUUUCAUGGACCACAAGGAGAAGCGAGAGGAGAACUUGGCGAAACGGGCUGCCGCUGGGGAGGCCUUGACGGCGGAACAGGGGGGGAGUUAUUGGCAAGGACCCAUCUCGAUCGGAACCCCGGGACAGUCUUUUCAGAUGGAUUUUGAUACCGGAUCUUCCGAUAUCUGGGUCCCCGGUACCAACUGCAACGGUUGCCCCGGAAACAAGUACAACCCCUCUUCCUCUUCCACCGCUCGUAACCAGAACCGAAACUUUCAAAUCUCAUACGGUGACGGAAGCAUGACCAGCGGGACCGUCUACACCGACUCUGUCAACGUCGCCGGGAUAACGGCUCGUAACCAAGGAGUCGGGUACGCUACCAGCGUCUCUUCCACCACCGGAGCCACCUUCGAUGGAUUGGUCGGGAUGGCUUACUCCAGUAUCGCUACUACGAACACCAAUACCUUUUUCACCACCCUGAUCAACCAGGGAGCCGUCAGCUCCCCUGUGUUCUCCUUCGCCCUCUCUCAAUCCGGCGCCGAGCUCUACUUGGGCGGUACCGACUCUGCCAAGUACUCGGGUUCGAUCACCUACACGCCCGUCACCCAACAAGCCUACUGGACAGUCACCCAGAACGCCGCUACCGUCAACGGAAAACAGGUCGUCGGUUCCCGAGGAAGCGUCAUCGACACCGGUACCACCCUCAUCUACACCAACGCUGCCGAUGCUCAGGCUUUCUACGGCGGAUUCGGAUCUGCCAAGCCGUUGAGCUCUUUCGGAUACUCGGGGUACGAUGGGUACUAUGCUAUUCCUUGCAAUGGAAACACUGCUAUCAGCUUGACCUACGGAGGCCGAGCAUUCUCCAUCCCCUACUCCAUCUUCACUCAACAAGGCUACGUCGGUUCCUCCGGUGGUACCCAAUACUGCGUCGGAUCCCUUGUCGGAUCAGGCGGGUUGGGUAUGGGUAACACCUGGUUGACCGGGGACGCUUUCCUGCAGGCCGUCUACGCCGUUUUCGACCAGGGUCAGAACAGGGUCGGGUUCGCUACCAAGAGGUAGAAGUGAGGUAGAUCGCAGUGCAGCGAUAGGCAGCGAUAGGUUUAGGCGCGGGGGAGGAGUAACAUUUAGAAAGCAAAGACCAAAGAGUCAAAACCGCCGUCGAGCGAAAAGGAAAGGGAUUGUAAUACCGCAUCGCGAAUUAAUCGAACUGAAGGGAUUAUUAAUGAUAUGAGCCACUUAA